AUGUUGGUUGGUACCCCUCACCUGCUGACACUGGAUGAAGCUGAUGCCACCUGGACCCUCAUCAAAGAUAAGGUCAUCGAGGAGCGCUUUGGGCACAAUGUAGUGGCAGUACCUUUCCUGUCGGACGCAACCUGCUAUGACCUACUGGGUGUGCUUGUGAAACAGUCCCGCCCAGCCCACACCCGCCUGGCUCUGCCAGGUCGGCAGGGCCGGCGGGCACUACAACCAGUGGGGCCACUACCAAACCUCCUGGAGCAGGCAGGGUCUGAGGGAGCCUUUGCCCACUGCACUCGAGAAUACUCACCAAAUGGCCGAGCAGAGAUAGCCUAUGGAGAAACGCGACUGUUGGAUGGACAGCCCUGCCAGAUCCACUUACAUAUGGGUGGCCUGCGCAAGAAGGUGGCCUUCCUGUUGCUGCCACCAGGGCAGGUGAGCCUACAGCAGACUCUUCCCUGGCUCCGAAGCACCCGCAGCAUCUAUGUUAUCUACCAGGUCUUCUCCUGUUCCUGGCUGCAGCUGGGGCUGCUGCCUACCGCCCGUGAGCCCCAGCUGCUCCGGUUACAACGGUCACUGCCUAUUGCCUUCUCCUGCCUCAAGUUUUCACUGCAGCCCAAGGGAGUGCUGGGACCACAGAAGCCUCUGAUCAAAGACCCACUGCCUCAGGGGGCCAGUUGGGUCAGACCCAACCUCAGCACCAUGCCACCUCCGGCCCACACAUCAGCCCCUGAGGAUAUCCCCGAAGCUGCUGCUGUGCCCAUGCCUGUCCCAGACCCACCUACACCUCCUCCCCAGGAAGGGCCAGAGGGUAGACCAACCAGAUUCUCCUACAAGGGCCGAAACUUCUUCCGAAGAGGGCCCCAGAUGCUGUCAGAGAACUGGCUCUUCAGCCCCCGCAGCCCCCCACCAGGAGCCCAGGGUGGGGGCCCCGGGGACCCCGACCGGCACUCCAUGUCCCUGCCCCUGCUGCAGGGUCUGUCCUCGGAGUUCGACAGCGACGAAUGA
Messenger RNA from Camelus dromedarius (Arabian camel), 1002 nucleotides. It is a transcript of the gene C12H11orf42, whose product is annotated as chromosome 12 C11orf42 homolog. The transcript is spliced from 3 exons. The record is from RefSeq and is a predicted model, not a curated record. The coding region runs from base 1 to 1002 and encodes 333 amino acids. Lineage: Eukaryota; Metazoa; Chordata; Mammalia; Artiodactyla; Camelidae.